AUGGCAAAUAGAAAUAGGUAUAAGUCAUUACCUCUUCUAGAAGAGGAACAGUCAAAAUUUGAUUCAAUAUCUGAAAUUCCUUUGCAUCUUUGUACAAUGUCAAUAGAUUCCAAAGAAUUUCUUGUUUACAAUGUCGAAAAUAAUAAAAUCUGUGCAAAAAUCCCAACCCCUGUAUCUUUGAACCUAAUGACCCAAGGAUUUUUAUGCCAAUUAAAUGGCUCUCAGCUAUUUUACUUAGGAGGAAUUUCAAAAACAGACAAAUCCGUUGGAAUUUGCCUUUUAAUAGAUAUAAAAAAUCUAUCUGUUGAAAAAUUACAAACUGGAAGGGCAAGAUGUUUCGCCACACCGGUGUAUCUUGAAAAAUUUGUUUAUGUUUUUGGGGGUAGACGGUUCCCAAAUAACCCUCAAUCUUUUAGCGAUAAAUUUAACCUAAGAAAAAAUAAAUGAAAAAGAAUUGCAAAUUUACCUUUUCCUGCUACUCAAACAAACACAAUUGUAUAUCAAAGAAAAAUCUUAGUUUCUGGUUGAAAGCUAAGAAACAUUUGAAACUAUGACCCUGAUAAAAAUUCAUAUGAAAGCCUCUUUGAGAUUGACAAGGAACCAUGAAAAAUGUUUUAUAUUUAUAAAGAUCAAUGCUAUGUUGUUGCAAGUGAUUAUAAUUGCUAUUCUUCAGAAAAAAAUAGCAUACAAAAUUGGACUUUUCAUAGAAAAGUUUCUGGUAUCUGUUGGCUUCUCUCCAAUGUUUGCUUUUAUAAUGAAGUCUUUUUGUUUUUUGACGAUCUCUCAAGAAUAUGCAAAUUUGAUUUGAAUCAAUUGCUCAUUAAGCCUAUUGCAAAUACCUCAGACACUAAUAAAUACUUUAAAAUCAACAAUAAUUCUCAAAAUAAUAAUAAAAAUAGUUAA
Molecule: messenger RNA, 903 nt
Organism: Blepharisma stoltei
Lineage: Eukaryota; Ciliophora; Heterotrichea; Heterotrichida; Blepharismidae
Source: the annotation of a GenBank genome assembly